UCCUAAUAUUCCGAAGUGAGGCGACCAUCUCUGUCAGCGCCAUUUAACUGUAAAUAUCGAAGUAAACUUGGAGGAGUCUCUCGAUGAUAUGGUGUGUGGUCCCUCGCACUAUGACUCAGAAAAGCAUGUAGUUUUUUAGGCUACAAAUUAAAUAAAUGAUAAUGAACUUCCGAGUUUGAUGAAAGUCCAUGGUGAUGAGCUUGAUGCUCCUUCUUCUUCAUAAUGAUCGUUGCGUGGCUGCCAUUUGACAAAUUAUAAGACCCCCGAUAAUUAAUCUCAUUAUGUAACAGGUUAUACCCGCAUUGUAUCUGCAAUCUGUUGGCUAGAGCGCACAUGCCAAGACCAGAGUGGGCACAUUCACUAUAUAAUGCCACAUUUUUUUUGUGCCAAAACCAUCAGUAGAGUUGACAAUGCAAUGGGAAUUUAACUGCAACGUAUCUUCAUGUACACUAUGUCAUAAAGCUUAUAUCCGCAACAAGUCAAUUUAAUGGAAACACUUGGGGAAAUGCACAUAUUGUUUUAUGCAGAUGUUUUAAACAUUCGCAAGAAUAUUGAAUCUUUGCCAAUUGGAGGGGAGACCUGGCUAAUAAGGUUGUUACCCAGAAAUGGUUUGGUUUUGAGAUAAAAACGGCUGUAUUGGACCUUUAAGAAAAUGAUCAGACAUGUACAUGAAAGCGCUGUAGAUUAACUAAAGGAAAUUGUGUGAUAGGCUAAUAGGCCAUGUUUGCUCUGUCUUGUGGAUAUAGUCUACACCGUGGUUGGUUCAUUUGAGCUAAACGCCAAGGCCUACAGCUUGUGUCAACCUGUCAAAGUGUAAUUUGCAACGGACGUCAUGUGAUCAUUAAACCCGUUUAGAAAAGGAAAGAUUACCGUGCAUCUAGGAGAGUGUUUGCGCACACUGGGCAGUGUGCUUGUUAAAGAGGUUCGGCAAUAGCGUCUGCUAUUGACGUCGAGACAAAAUAUUGUUUGUGGACAUCGGAGUCAAAUUGGUUGAGCUGAAAUGCGCUCAGCACAUUGGAGAGCUCUCGCGCGUAGUGAAUCACUCCGCCACUCAUUCUGAUGCGUACAGAUCAGCAGUGCCACUGUCUGACAAUUUAGUGGAAAUCACGCUAUGACGAAUUUCACUGUGCUGUUUCUGCUGAUGUGUUGUGUUCUAUGUGUGCACUUUCUGUCUGUCGGAGUAGAGGCAAGAUUACCAGACGUUCCGUCGUUGGAAACACGAGACUCACGCAAGCAUAAACAGUUGGGUGUCCCUGUCCAUGAUAGGGGACAGCUUCAGAGGGCAAUAUCUUCCUCAGUUUUGAGAAACAAGUUCAACCGCCUUCCGGGAGUAUGUCAACGUCUACGCAGAAGGAGAAUCACAAUUCUGUGCAAUUCCAACGUGGGCAAGUACUGUUCGGUCAAAGAUGGAGCUCAACAUGGCCAUAUUUGCCGCUGUCCAAGAGCAUCAAAGUGUAAAUACUUCUUUCUGAGGAGUCUGUAGAGUUCAAUUUAAAUUGUCUUUGUCUGUUGUGCUGUUUGUCUCCCGUCAAACUGUUUUGACAAUUAAAUAAAUGCACAUUUUAAAGAUAAAAAUACAAGGAACACUUUC
Oncorhynchus gorbuscha (pink salmon) is the source of this 1591-nucleotide messenger RNA. RefSeq lists its product as uncharacterized. The coding region runs from base 1112 to 1483 and encodes 123 amino acids. The transcript has 3 exons. Gene Ontology annotation, biological process: negative regulation of appetite; cellular response to starvation; positive regulation of MAPK cascade. NCBI's taxonomy places the organism in Eukaryota, Metazoa, Chordata, Actinopteri, Salmoniformes, Salmonidae. The record is from RefSeq and is a predicted model, not a curated record. Gene Ontology annotation, molecular function: neuropeptide hormone activity.